Molecule: messenger RNA, 982 nt
Organism: Drosophila willistoni
Lineage: Eukaryota; Metazoa; Arthropoda; Insecta; Diptera; Drosophilidae
Exons: 3
Coding region: 19-945 (308 amino acids)
Source: RefSeq, a predicted model, not a curated record
UGUGUUCCUAAGUUAACCAUGUUAAUGUGUCGCAUAUUUGUGGCAGCUUUAUUGCUACUCCUACUACUCCACUACAGCAGUGCAACCGAGGAGCAGCAGGCACAAACAGAAACCACAAUAAGGGCAAUUAAAACGGACGCUCAAACCAAAUCCCCAUUUACGGGACGUGCUAGAGGCUCUUUGGUAACGCACAAUGAUGUCUAUAUUGCUCGGAAUCAAAGGCAAUGCUUUGAUACCAGAAAUUUGGUAUCCUGUAUCAAAUACAAGGCAUCGAAACUCAUCUGGAAAUUGGCCACCAACAGCAUGGGUUUCUUUCCCAAUGAGUAUGGACGUGAAAUGAAUGAGGAUAAACAUCGCCUGCUCAGGCUAGUUCAGCUGGGGGAGCCAGCCGAUGAUAUUGUUGUCUUUAACGAUGCCAAGAGCCUCGAAGGUGACAGCGAACUGACGCGCAUAUAUAAGUUCCUUAAGCGUGCCAUGGAGACUUUUGGACGCAAUCAUGGCCUCCAGUUGGCCAUAUCGAGUGAAACAGGAGCCCGUGUCAUGGACGAGUCGGAGUCUCGUGGCGCGCGCAAGAAGAAGAAGUGGCUAAUCAUUCUGCCUCUGAUUAUUCUAAUGAAAAUUGCCCAUCUAAAGAUGACUCUAGUCUCAUUGCUCUUUGGUGUUCUGGGCAUGAAUGCUCUACUAGUUGGCGGUGUGGGUUGGCUUAUACAUUAUCUCAAGUUCAAAACUCUCUGCAAGAUACAUCCGCAUUUGGUGCAAACGCAUUCCCAUGUCUACGACUCUGAUCCUUCGGACUACUCACAAUUCUUGGGAAGCAACUCGUAUACUCCUUACAGUUCUGGCCCCCAUGAAAUCAAUGCCAAUGGCUACAGCAAGGAUUGGGCCACGAGUAAGGCUUAUACUGGCUACAAUUAUUUGGACACCAUUUCAAAACGAUUGCAAUAGAGGAAAUUUUAAUAGAAUUUGUGCCUAGUACCAUCUU